Ipomoea triloba (trilobed morning glory) is the source of this 4357-nucleotide messenger RNA. Its product is annotated as pentatricopeptide repeat-containing protein At2g33680-like. Gene Ontology annotation, biological process: RNA modification. The record is from RefSeq and is a predicted model, not a curated record. The transcript is spliced from 2 exons. Gene Ontology annotation, molecular function: protein binding; RNA binding. Lineage: Eukaryota; Viridiplantae; Streptophyta; Magnoliopsida; Solanales; Convolvulaceae. Bases 62 to 2788 code for a protein of 908 amino acids.
GUAGUCCCGCCCGUCAAGGAGUUGCCAAGAGUUUAAGCAAACAGAUGAAUCCAGCCAAGAAAUGACAUUUCUGAACCGUUUUCUGUUCGCCAUAGCUAAAAACCACACAUUUCGUUGUAUCAAAAGUCAAGGAAUCGGUUUGCUACGGACACCAUUCAAGCUUAGAAACUUCAGCGAUUUGGCGAGAAACGGGUAUGACGUUGGUACAAAAGACUGCAUUCCAAUUUUACAGUCCCUGGGUGAUGCCGGGGACUUGAUCUCUGGCGAACAAAUCCACUCUUUCUUGAUCAAAACAGGGUCGAAUCAAGAAGUCUUUGUUCAGAACAAUUUGAUGAGGUUAUAUUCGAUUUGCGGUGAUUUAAGUAGUGCCCACCAGGUAUUCGACGAAAUAUCUGAGCCGAAUUUGGUUUCCUGGACCAGUUUGGUCUCUGCGUAUAUUCAUGAUGGUCGGGUAGAUACUGGACUGUGUAUGUUUUUGCGAAUGUUUCAGACUGGAUUGAUGCCAAAUGAGUUUGGGUUUUCUGUUGUGCUUAAGGCUUGCAGGAUGAUAAACCAAUUUGUACUGGGUGAGAGUAUACAUGGACUUAUAUUGAAAUGUGGGUUGGAGUUGAGUAAGUUCUGUAGCUCUUCCAUUCUUGGAGUUUAUGUGGAAUCUGGGGAUGUGAAAAAGGUUCGUAAGUUCUUUCAUGCAAUUCCUCAAUGGUGCAGGUCAGAAGCUUUGUGCAAUAUGUUCUUGGAGAGUUGUGUGCUGAGCUGUGAUUUGGUGGAAGCAAACAACUUGUUUCAACAAAUGGGUUACUUUAAUAUUAGACCCAACUGCUUUACAUAUGCAAUUAUGUUUAAAUUGUGUGCUGCGGCAUUAGUAGCUGAUUUUGCAAGGUCGUUUCAUGGUAAAAUUGUGAAAAUUGGUUUUGAAAGUGAUCUCAUUGUAGGAGGAGCGCUAGUUGAUUCCUAUACAAAUUUGGGAUUUCUGUAUGAUGCCUAUAAGGUUUUCAAAAACCUGGAAGGGAAUGAUAAUAUGGUUUUCUGUGCUUUAUUGGCGGGACAUAUUCAACACGGGAAUCCUGAUCAGGGUCUGCAUUUGUUCCUUGACUUCAUCUCAGAAGGUAAUAAGCCAGAUCCAUUUACCUUUGCAAGUGUAUUCAGCUUGUGCUCAAAGUCAACAAUUGAGGGUAUUGGUUCCCAAGUCCAUUGCAGUUUGAUCAAACAUGGUUUUAUUAUGGAUCCGGUUAUAGGUAGUGCCAUAGUCAACAUGUACGGAAAUAUUGGGAUGAUUUCUGAGGCCUAUAAAUGUUUCCUUGAAGUUGAAAGCAAAAAUACAAUAUGCUUUAGUGCUAUGAUCAACUAUUUUCUUUUAGAUUCUAGGCAUGAUAUGGCACUAGAAUUGUUUUUCAAAAUGAGGACUUUAGCUCUUGAACUAUGUCAGUCUACAGUAAGUUAUGUUGUUCGAGCUUAUGCACAUCUUAACAUGUUAAGAGAAGGAAAAAGCCUUCAUUCCUAUACCUUGAAACACUUCAUUGAUAUUGACUUGUGCUUGCAGAAUGCUCUGAUUGAGAUGUAUGUUAAGUGUGGGCUUGUUGAAAAAGCAGAGACAUUGUUUAAUGCUAUGAUGAUCCCUAAUGAAUUCUCAUGGACAACUGUUAUUACUGGUUACAGUGAUUUAGGGCAAUCCAGGAAAACAUUUUCAAUAUUUCAGAAUAUGCUUCUCUCACCUGUGGCAGUGACACCAAGUCAAUAUACUAUUGUUCCUCUCCUUCAAGUGUGUUGUUCAGGGGAAACAUUCCUUGCAGGAAAACAAGUUCAUGGUUAUGUCAUCAAAGCAGGUUUUGAACAUAAUCUAUUUGUUGGAAGUGCACUGAUAAAUAUGUAUGCAGGAUUCAAGCAUGAAAGUAAAAGUGCUUUUCUAGUAUUUAUAUCAAUGAGCCAACAAGAUAUUGUACUCUGGAGCUCCAUGAUAACAGCAUGGGCUCAAAAUGGAUAUUACCGGGAAGCUUUACUGCUCUUUGUGAAAUUCCAAAAUGAUUCCAUAUUUUCAGUUGAUGAAUCCAUUUUGGUGAGCUGCCUUUCAGCUUGCACAGCUUUAACAUCACUGGAGAUUGGAAAAUGUUUCCAUGCCUUGUGUAUGAAAACUGGAAUCGAGUCUUCUGUCCAUGCUGCAUCUUCCAUUAUAGAUAUGUAUAGUAAGUGUGGAAGCAUAAGGGAUGCAUACAAAUUCUUUGAAGGGUCGAGAAAGCAAACUGUAGUGACAUGGACCGCAAUGAUAUGUGCAUAUGCUUAUCAUGGGCUUGGAAUAGAAGCUAUUCAACUGUUUCAUGAGAUGAAAGCUGCUGGGUUCAAACCAGACGAAUUGACAUUUACCGGAGUUUUAACUGCGUGUAGCCAUGCAGGGCUCCUAGCUGAGGGUUGGAAGUUAUUUGAAUCCAUGAGAAGUGAAUAUGACUUGGAAGUAACCAUAGCUCAUUACACAUGCAUGGUUGAUCUUCUUGGUCGACUAGAAAAGGUAACCGAGGCAGAAGCUUUGAUAAAUGAAGCACCCUUUGAGUCAAAAACUCAACUAUGGAAGAUUUUGUUGGGUGCAUGCAGCACUCAUCAGAACUUUGAAAAAGGAAAACAAAUAUCUGAGAUGUUGAUUGAGUUAGAACCAAAUGAACCAACAACUUAUGUUAUGCUCUCAAACAUUUACGCUGCAGCCUCAAUGUGGAAUCACAAACUAGAGGUUAGAAAUAAAAUGAAGUAUGAGUAUGUACAGAAGGAGCCUGGGUACAGUAGGGUAGGAUUUGUGAGUUAAUUAUCUCUGUGACUCUGUCCUUAUGUAUAUGCUACCUUCAUGGAUUGCUGAAGAGACUGUUUGAGCUUGCACAUGCAUGGAUAUCGCAAGAGGCAGACAUCGCAGUGAAGAAAAGUCUCAGAUUAUUGGCUUAUUAUAUGUCUCUACUUGCAAGAUGCCAUCCAAACAAGGUAUUAUAUUAUGUGUGGGCCAGGGAGUUUGCAUUGGAAUGCGUGUGCUCUAGCUUAGCUUGGAAGAUCUUCCACUGGAUGUUGAUGAGCAUGAGGAGAAAGCUAAAGCUAGAAUCUUGGGCCUAAUAUGUUCAACUGUAAGUAACAAAAAGUUGCUUAAAAUUAAGGUCUUAUUCUUAUAUAUCAUAUAAUAACGAAUAAGCUUCUAAUUAUCAAGGAAAUUGACUGAAAUGUGAAAAAAUGGGAGCAAUUGACAAAAAUAUGACGUUUUUCAAAAGUUGACAAAAAUAUGAAAAACACGUUUGGAAAAUGGGGUGGGCGUCAGAAACGCAUUUUCCAAACUCAUUUGAAAAAAAUUCAUUUAUUUUCAUUUAUAUUUUUAUAAAAAAUAUAAAAGAGCAUCUAAUGCUAACACAUGUAUGUUAUAGAGGAGUGCAACAUUUUUUUUCCUCAACCCUUCCAAUUACUUUAUAUUUGAUCAGUCAAUGACUUCAAGGUUUAUACGUAUAUAAUUGAAGAAAUUAAACUCUUCGGGCCAAUUCAACUGAUUAAUCAAUUUAAAAUAAAUUCAUAAGUUUUAUUUUACAAGCAACUUAGAGAGGGAGGGAGAAAGAGAAGUGUAGAUUUGGAUGGUCUUAUUGUGUGAUACGUAGUAUACAAAUUAAAUAUUUGGAGAUCUAUAGGUAUUGAGACACAUCAAACAAUUUAUUUUUCUCACUAGUCUCUAAUAGAUGAUUUAUAAAUUAAUUAUGUUGCCGGCGAUGAGAGUAGAAGAUCAGACAAACAUUUAAAAACUGAGAGAACCCGCCAAACCCUAGAAGCUAGCUGUAGCUAAAUAUGAUCCUCAAUUUCCUCGAAACAUCAACACUUGAAGCCAAACUAGGUUGUAUAUAAUGUUUGUUCAAAGCUAAUAAGCUCUUAUAUCAUACAAAAACCCUCGCAUUAUCCGAUCAGGUAUUCGAUCGCAAGCUUCCGCGCAUAGUAAAUUAUUUAUAUUAUUGGAGGGUGCAAUUAAGCAUGGAAACUAGUCUAAUGGUGUUUAUAGUGAUCUGUGCAACGGCCGCUAAUUUUAUUUGUUGUUGCAUUCUGGCUUCGCGGAACAAGGAAGCAAAAAAUAAGCGUAACGCCGCCGGUAGGGAUGGAAACAUGGUUGUUCUAGCCGGUGCCGGCGCUGCUGUUGCCGGAGCGGCCGCUGUAACCGCCGUUGCUGCGUCGGAGUCUAACGCCGCCGAGGAGAAACGCAGGGAGGCUGAUGUUCAAAUUGAUGUUGGCGCCAUUGCUGAAGCUACCGGCGAAGUCACGGUGGGUUGUUGCUGUGGUGGUGGUGGUGGUGAUGGUAGUGGCUGUGGAGGUGGUUGUGGCGGGGAUUAAUUAGGGGUAAUGAAACAUUGAAACUGUA